AGCUAGGGUUAGAGGCAGCCGGUGAGGCUAGAACCCCGAGCGUGGUCGGUUGGAGAAAAUAUGUCUGUCCGGAGGCACAUUGGGGAUCCUGAGUAUCUGACGAAAAGGAUACCACAGAACCCAAGGUAUCAACAUGUCAAGACAAGACUGGACACUGAUUACAGAUACAAAAAAGAUGAGCUUUUCAAGAGACUCAAAGUUACAACUUUCGCCCAGCUGGCCAUUCAAGUUGCUUCCCUGUCUGACCAAACACUGGAAGUAACAGCUGAGGAGAUCCAAAGGCUAGAAGACAAUGAUUCUGGGACGUCAGACCCGGAUGUGGAAAACACCGCCAAGACCAAUGGGAAAGGGAGCCCCAGUGAACAGUCCUGUAGUCCCAUCCAGUUCAUAAACAACACCGGAGCUGGGGACUCCAGCCGCUCUACACUGCAGAGCGUCAUCAGCGGUGUCGGGGAGCUGGAUCUGGACAAAGGGAUAGUGAGGAAAGCAGAGCCCAACACCAAAGACAAACCUUAUCCUGACUGCCCCUUCCUGCUGCUCGAUGUGCGAGACAGAGACUCUUACCAGCAGUGCCACAUUGUUGGAGCUCACAGUUACCCAAUUGCAACUCUUUCUAGAACAAUGAACCCCUACUCAAAUGAUAUUCUUGAAUAUAAAAACGCCCACGGCAAGAUCAUCAUCCUGUAUGACGAUGACGAGAGGCUGGCCAGCCAGGCGGCCACCACCAUGUGUGAGCGCGGCUUCGAGAACCUCUUCAUGCUCUCUGGAGGUCUCAAAGUCUUAGCUCAGAAAUUUCCGGAAGGACUGAUCACUGGUUCCCUGCCAGCUUCCUGUCAACAGGCCCUCCCACCUGGUUCUGCCCGAAAAAGGUCCAGCCCCAAAGUGCCACCCCUACCUGCUGAGAAUAAGUGGAGAUUUACCCCAGAAGAUUUAAAAAAGAUAGAAUAUUACCUGCAAGAGGAGCAAGGUCCUGCUGAAAAUCCUGGCCGGCUGAGCCAAGCAAACUCUUCUGGAAGAGACUCCAAGGGUGGAAGAGACUCCAAGGUUCCUGCUGGCACCCCGAACCCCCGCUUGCUCGGCAUUGGCCCCCCACAAAGCAAGCCCUGGAAGUAA
Chrysochloris asiatica (Cape golden mole) is the source of this 1113-nucleotide messenger RNA. RefSeq names its product centrosomal protein 41kDa (gene CEP41). The coding region runs from base 61 to 1113 and encodes 350 amino acids. The record is from RefSeq and is a predicted model, not a curated record. Gene Ontology annotation, biological process: protein polyglutamylation; cilium assembly. The transcript has 10 exons. Gene Ontology annotation, cellular component: ciliary basal body. NCBI's taxonomy places the organism in Eukaryota, Metazoa, Chordata, Mammalia, Afrosoricida, Chrysochloridae.